AUGGAUCAAGAGCUCAUCCGGCUUCUCUCCGAUACCCAGAGCGCCGCGGCGGAGACUCGAAAGGCCGCGGAGGUUCGCCUGCAGAGCCUCUACUCGAACGAAAGCUUCCCCCUAUCCCUCGCCUCGAUAGCAUCUCAUAGCUCGGUUCCUGUUCCCCUGCGCCAAUCCGCCCUUGUCCUCCUUCGUACGUUCAUCAAUUCAGCAUGGUCCUCACAGCUCGACGAUUUCAAGGGCCAGGUCCUGGUCAGCGACGCGAAUAAGGCACAUCUCAGGCGCGUUCUGCUUGAUCUAGCUACAUCUCCGGAGCAGGAUGACCGCAAGGUCAAGAACUCAGCCAGCUUGGUCGUCAGCCGUAUUGCCAGCGCCGACUUCCCAGAGGACUGGCCCGAGAUUCUUCCCACCUUGCUACAGAUCAUUCCCAACAGCACAGAUGCACAACUCCACGGUGCCUUGAAGGUCCUGUCUGACCUCGUGGAGACUGGAUUCAAUGAAGAGCAGUUCUUCAAGGUGGCUAGAGAGCUUGUGUCGACCGUGUUCAACGUUGCGACCAACGCCUCGCGCAAACCGGUGUUGCGGGCACUCGCUGUGUCCACUUUUAGAGCCUGUCUUGAUACUUUGGAGAUGGUCCUUGAGCAACAUAAGAACGAGGUUAAACAGUUUAUGGACGAGGCCCUGAACGGAUGGCUUCCAUUCUUUAUUGCUACCAUCAAGGAACCCCUCCCUCCUAUGCCCUCGGAGGAAGAGGAGGCCACAGAUGCCCCUGGCCCACAGCAAUGGCGUGGUGUUAUUGCCUUGAAAUCACAGGUUGUUAAGACCAUUAUGAAAGUUCGAUCCGUGUUGCCAUCCCUCCUCACAACUCAAAGCACCACUCUCUUCCAUACUAUCUGGACUGAGUUGACUACGAUUCAAGACGCAUACCAACAGCUCUAUAUUCAAGAUGAGAGGCAGGGUCGCCUCGAAGAUGCAGAUAAUCUUCCAUACACACUUGACUUCUUGGUUCUUGAAGAGUUGGACCUUAUGCAGGCUUUGCUCCGCGCGCCCCCAGUAAGAAUCGAGCUGGAGAACCAAUUGAAGCUAGCUGGAGCUACCUCGUCUACAAGUUGGCUUCCUGAGAUGAUGAAACUGGUCAUAUCGUAUGCCCAGAUUACUACUGAAGAGGAAGGCCUGUGGGAUAUCGAUGUCAACUUGUACCUUUCCGAGGAUACUUCCGUUACUGCAAACUACACUCCAAGAACUUGCGGUGGUGAUCUUGUAAUCAGACUAGGAGAGUGGCUCAAGCGUACUGUCGUCGAUGGCCUGCUUGCAUACACAAAUGUUCUCUUCUCGGACCCCAGCACUGGAUGGAAAUACCGUGAAGCAGCUCUUUUCAUUCUUAAUCAGUUGCUCCGGGAUUUGAACGAUGUGGAUCAAACAAUUUCUGCCGACCUUGCAACCAGUUUUAACGAAUUUGUCAAGUUCUGUAUCCAGCGGGAUGAAGUCUUCCUCCGAUCUAGAGGCUAUCUUGUAGCAGGCGCUAUUGCUCAGACCGCCGGAGAGGGAUUCCAUCAGUCUGCUGUGCCUUACCUCGAAGCUGUUAUCCAGGCUAUCCGAAAUGACCCUUCGGAGGUGGUCAAGGUCUCUUGCGUUCGUGUCCUGCAGGACUUCCUGCCGGCUCUCCCUCAGGCUACGGCCGCCCCUUUCCAGGUGCCAGUGCUAUCAAUACUAGCAGACUUUAUCUCUAGCCAUGACCUACGUGAUUUCUCAGAAGGAGAUGACCUUAAAUUCACGCUGGCGGAUACCUUACGUGAUACCAUCAUGGUGGACGCUAACAUCGUCCUGACCUCCACCGCGCUUGACGUUCUUUUCAACAUUGCCAGUGCUGGUGCAGGAAACUUCCAAUUGGCGAUGAUUGUGACAGAAACCUUUGAGCAGAUCGUUGAGCACAUCGCUGGUCAGGGACCAGAUGCAUACAUCAGCCUCUGCGAGAAAGUGCUUCCCCCCUUGACCGGGGCUCUGGAUGUCGGGAACCUCACCCAGGAGAACUCGCUGACGAAUCUGGCAACCGACCUUCUACGAGCUCUCGCUCAGAAUGGCUUAAAGCCACUCCCGCAGGGCCUAGUCGCAACCGUAUUGCCGAAAUUGAACCGGCUAUUGCUCGGAUCUGGAGAUAGCGAACUCCUUCCGUCCGCAACCUUGGCUGUCAUACACAUGCUGGAACGUGACCCUGACCAAUUCCUUGCCUGGCAGGACCCGCAGACAGGCAAGGGUGCUGUUGAAACGGUUUUGAUUAUCAUUGAUCGCCUUCUUGGUGAAGCUGUGGAUGACAACGCUGCAUCUGAAGUAGGUGAGCUUGCUGCUGAAUUAGUUGAGAAGGCAGGCUCUGAGAAAUUGGGACCAUAUCUACCUCAACUGCUACGUGCUGUUGCCCAGCGACUUGCCACUGCUGAGAAGGCACAGUUGAUUCAAAGUCUCAUCCUUGUCUUUGCUCGUUUAUCCCUCGUCAAUACCAGUGAAGUAAUUGAUUUCCUCGCUCAACUCGACAUCAAUGGCCAAUCUGGCCUUCAAGUUGUCUUGGCCAAAUGGCUCGAAAAUUCGGUCACUUUUGCUGGAUAUGAUGAAAUCAGACAGAAUGUCAUUGCACUUUCUAAGCUCUACCAACUUGAUGAUCCCCGCAUUGCCGAAAUUCAAGUCAAAGGCGAGCUCAUCAUCCAGGACACUGGCAGGAUUAAGACCCGUUCUCAAUCUCGCAAAAACCCAGAUCGAUACACUGUUAUCUCAGCACCUUUGAAAAUCAUCAAAGUUCUGAUCGAAGAACUAUCUUCUGCUUCAGGCGGUCGAGAUAUUCGAGGAGCUGCAGGCUUGUCAGGAAGCCAGCUAGAUGAACUAGAGAGCGACGAUGAGAACGACGACUGGGAAGAUCUCCCAUCUAAUAACAACUUCCUAGACUUGGGCCUCGGUGUCACGAAACAGGAAUUGAUGGGUUUUGCUGCUGAAGACGAUGAUGGUGCCUUGGCCUCGAGACAGAGAGAUGAUGAGACACAGGCGUUCUUGACCCAGUUCUUCGCCGAGACUGCCUCUACCCCCAGAUUCCAGCAGAUUUUUGCUUCUCUUACCCCAACCGAGCAAGGCAGACUGCAGAGUUUGUCUUCCUGA
Messenger RNA from Trichophyton benhamiae CBS 112371, 3132 nucleotides. RefSeq lists its product as uncharacterized. NCBI's taxonomy places the organism in Eukaryota, Fungi, Ascomycota, Eurotiomycetes, Onygenales, Arthrodermataceae. The record is from RefSeq and is a predicted model, not a curated record. The coding region runs from base 1 to 3132 and encodes 1043 amino acids. Gene Ontology annotation, cellular component: nuclear envelope; cytosol. The transcript has 3 exons. Gene Ontology annotation, biological process: protein import into nucleus. Gene Ontology annotation, molecular function: small GTPase binding.